Messenger RNA from Suillus clintonianus, 1119 nucleotides. RefSeq lists its product as uncharacterized. The record is from RefSeq and is a predicted model, not a curated record. The transcript has 8 exons. The coding region runs from base 1 to 1119 and encodes 372 amino acids. NCBI's taxonomy places the organism in Eukaryota, Fungi, Basidiomycota, Agaricomycetes, Boletales, Suillaceae.
AUGGCUCACUUACCUCAACAAGAAUCUGACAGUGACCGCGAGGAUGAUACUGCUACCGCCCGUGCCAAACGACGUAUUGCGGCUCUGGAGCAAGAGCUCGAAACUAUUAGGGCGAGCAAGCGGAGCAAGCCAUCCAACUCCAAUGUACACAAAGGACGGGGAAUUCGCCGGCUCGUUUCUCUGUUCGACAGCCUCGAGGACCUCGUGGCCGAAAACGAUCGACGCGAAGACUUAUUGCAAUCCCUCGAUUCCCAAGACGAGCUUGUCACGAGCCGAGAGUAUGUUCAAGAUAGGACAUUCAGCUCGUUUAACGAACUCCUUCGUUGCCUCCCAUGGCUAAAGAAGAAACUUUAUUUAGAUGUCGAGGAAUUGGAUUCGAUUUUGAAAGAGCUGCGAAAAGGCGCAGACAGCGCACGCGGGGACGACACCGCAAACCUCAAACACGCAGUAGUGUCAUGGCUUACAGAGCUUUUCCAUCCGUUGGACCCCCCCCUUCGCACCACAAUCAAAGACGAUCGGGGGUUUGUUCAUAACACCACCGGCAUGCUCUUGUGUCCGGUUGAGUAUAUGUGGUCCCUCUCUUCGACCAAGGACAAGAUUCGAGACAGGGAUUCGGACUUCUUAGUCACCGCUUACUCUUGGCCAGCCUUCAUAUACAAAGACUACUCGUUUGACUCGGCCAAUAUCGAGAAAGGUCUCUUUCGUUCUACUCUCCUCCUUAAAGCCUUCAAACACCUUUUUACGUCUCCGUCCUCCGCCAAAGAAAUCGACGCUGAUGGUAAUGGCGCUGAUGUCAUCACGGCAUCUCAACGCCGCCGGUCCUCGGAGAAUGACACCGUCAACCGUAGCCACCUUCGUUUCGCCCUUUCCAAUAUCAACUCCUGGCGAAGUGUUGACGGAGACUUCGACUACUACGAUUUCUACAACAACAUUGUAGACUUUUUUGAGGUCGUACCGGGCGCUGAUGCUCAGGCCCGCAUCAACGAGUUGCUCAAAUGGUGGAACAGGAAAGUCUUUGGAAAGAUCCGCACAGUUCCCCUUACUUCAGCACAGCUUGGGAAAUUUUCAGUUGCGAGGAUGAGUUCGCAGAGGGAAGCUCAUGAGGGGGAUUCUCCUUAA